Entrophospora sp. SA101 is the source of this 2754-nucleotide messenger RNA. The record is from the annotation of a GenBank genome assembly. NCBI's taxonomy places the organism in Eukaryota, Fungi, Glomeromycota, Glomeromycetes, Entrophosporales, Entrophosporaceae.
AUGCUUUUAUUAAAAUAUAACUCAUUACCCUCUGACGAGUUAAUAACAUGCGAAAGUACAAUGUUGAAAUUUUUGGACAAUAAAUUGUCUUUUGACACUGGAAUGUACUUUAAUGUAUGGCGUUGGUCAAUACCAGAAUUGUAUGGUAUAUUGUUGGGUAUGAUGGUGAGAUUGGAUUUGAGUGGUUGUUUACAAAUACAAGAGUCUGAAAUGUUGGAUUUUAUUAUUGAUGUUGAAAAGGGUUACUUUACCACCGACUAUCAUUCAUUCUAUCAUGCAGUGGAUGUUGUGGCUGUGUUAUACUACAUGUUGAAUGAUUUAGGUGCUGCAAAAUAUUUGACUUCCUUGGAUUCAAUUUGUUUGAUGAUAGCUGGUUUGUGUCAUGAUGUAGGUCAUCCUGGUUUAAAUAAUGUUUACCAGGUUAAUGCAAGAACACCUUUGGCACUCAAAUAUAAAAACGAAUCUGUAUUAGAAAACUAUUCUUGCACAUUGACAAUGGAAUUAUUGUCAAAACAUAAAUUAUUUCAAAUGGAUAAUAAUAGUAGUAGCAGCGGCAUUGACAGCAGAUGUUGUUAUUCGUCGAGUUCCUCCACUUUCACCUCACCCGAAUCUUCUCCAACAUCUACUACAUCGCCUUCAAGACUAUUUCCAACAACACCAACACUGUUGGAUAAAGAUCGACGUUUGAUUUUAUUAAAGGUUUUACUUCAUGCUGCUGAUCUGAGCAAUACUGUACGUCCAUGGGAAAUAUCUAAAUGUUGGUCUGAUUGUGUUGUUGAGGAAUUUUUUAAACAAGGUGACUUGGAAAAACUAAAAAAUCUGCCUGUAUCUCCAAAUAUGGACAGAGAACAAACUCAUCAGUCACAAAUAAGCCUCGGUUUUGGUGAUUAUGUUGUAAAACCAUAUUUCGAAGCAUUUGCUUUAUUCCUAAAUCAAGCUAAAAUUUUUCUAGACACUUUGGCAGAAAAUCGUGUCUGUUGGGAUGAAAUGAAUAAUAACCAAAACAAGGCCAAUUAUGUCGAUAAUGUUAAUGAGAAUGAUCCACAAUUAAGUCCCUCUUCAAAAUCAUCACCGCCAUCAUCAGCAUCAGAUUUAAAAACAAAAUCGCCAAUAUCGUCAACAAAACCAUUAUCUGACAUCUCCAUUACUCCUAAUAAAAUUCCAACAAUUGGAAAUAUGAGACGUACCUUGUCUGGUAGAUCUUAUAGUAGUAAUGCGUUAUUAAUGUCAACAUCGACGCCUUCAUCAUUAUCGUCUAACAUUACUGGUAGUAUUAGUAAUAUGAAUAAUACCGGUUGUGUUAACGAUUAUGGUUGUUGUGAUCUUGACGAUGAUCUUGUUGAUAAAAGCAAAAAAUCUAAUAGAAUAAAACAACUUAGGCAUACGAACAGAACUCAAGCACAAAUAAUUGGUCCUGUGGAAGAAGAUCCAGAGUAUGAACUUAUAGUUCAAGCUAAUAAUAUAACCGUUGAUAUUGAUAAUGAAAUAUUAGUCGUACAUAAGUUUAUAAGAGAUCAUUAUGCAAAAAAAUUUCCCGAAUUGGAAUCAUUAGUUCUUAAUCCUUAUGAUUACACUAGAGCAGUUAAAGCUAUUGGAAAUGAAAUGGAUUUGACUAAAAUAGAUCUGAGAUCGAUUCUUCCAUCUGCUACUGUCAUGGUAGUAACUGUUACCGGAUCAACAACUAAUGGUCAACAAUUAACAGAAGAAGAGAAUACAAUCGUGAGUGAUGCAUGUGAUAUGGUAUUGGAAUUGGAUUCUGCUAAACGAGAGAUAUUAGAAUAUGUUGAUUCUCGUAUGACACUUAUUGCUCCCAAUCUAUCAGCGAUUGUUGGAAGCACGACUGCAGCCAAAAUAUUAGGACAAGCUGGUGGAUUAACGGCUCUUUGUAAAAUGCCGGCUUGUAAUGUAAUGCUUAUUGGUACACAAAAAAAGUUGAACACCGGAUUUUCAAAUGUGACAGCACCUAGACAUACGGGAUAUUUAUACCAAUCAGAAUUGAUUCAGAGAACGCCGACUGAUUUAAGAACUAAAGCUCAAAAGAUUGUUGCUGCAAAAUGUACUUUGGCAGCAAGAAUGGACCGAAUGCAUGAAUCAUCAGAUGAAUUAGCAUUAAUAUUAGAACGUUCCCAAAAUUCUAAAUUAUUAACAGAAUUAGAUUAUUUGAAAUCUAAACAAGUUCCAAAAUUAGAAUUACAAAUUCAAGAACUUACUGCUAAAAUUGGUUCAAUUCAAGUUGAAAAGGAUAAUCUGUUCAAAGAGACUAAAGAGAAAUAUGAUGAAGCAAUGAAAAAACUAUCUGAAGAAUUCGAGAAAAGAUUAAAAUAUGAGCAAGAUUUAAGGCUAUUCAAAGAACAGCAACAAGAUGGUAAUAAAAAAAGAAUUAAAUUUGAUACAAUUAGAAGAAAUAAUAUUUCACAGACUUCAUUUAAAUCAAUCGCCCAAGCUCAAGUACCAGAACAAGUAUUGAUGUUGAAUUUAUCCGUCAAGUAUUUAGAAAGUCAAGUCAACACAUUACAAUCUCAAUUAAAUAUUGCUACUAGGAAUAGAGAUGAAUUGGCAAAUGAAUUGGUAAAAUUGACUGUUCAAUUAGAAGAAAUGACAAUUAAAAAAAUGUUGGGAGAGAAAACAGAAAAGGUAGAAGAGCUGCAAGAUAUUAUUGAUGAUAUGAGAGAUGUUUAUAAAAAUCAAAUCACAGAAUUAGCAUCCGAAGUAGAAAAAUAUACAAAUAAAUCAAAUGAACAGAUUAAUAAUUAA